AUGAAUAAUCCAUCCACUAUAGUAGAAAGUUUCGAGAAAGAAGAAACCCUAAGUGAAGAGAUUGUUCCAAAUAAGAAAAACGGGAAGGGUCGCAGAAAACGAGAAAAGAUAUUAGAAGAUGAAGCAAAACAACAGCUAAAGAAUUUUAGAAGAGAUAAAUCCAAACAAAUGAGCACACCAUUGGAUGAGAACAUGAGUGCAUCUCGUGGAAAUCCUGAAUUACGAUUGGUGUCUAACGAAAAUGCAAUGGAUGAACUGGAAAGCGAGCAAGCUGGACGUCGGAAAAAGAACCAACUCAUUUCUUUGAGAAACAUACCUCUUGAAAGAAAUGGCAGCCAUAAUAAAUUGACCAUCAAAAGUCCAACGACAAAAUCUACGAACUGCGCCAAUAUCACAGAACCUUAUAUGCCCAAAAGUAGCGACAGUCUUCCUAGUCUGAACCCAGAAAGUCCAGUCAAACUAGGUCCCACUUCAGAGAGAACAGUCUAUACUUUCAAGGAAGUGGAAUUCAGAUUAACCAAAAAAACAUCCAAGGAAGAUUUCAACUUCAAAUCAGUGUCUCCUGGUCCCUUAGAGAGAAGCUCCUCUUCCACCGUAAGCCAAACUAGCUACGAAUACAGUGCAUCCGACACUCCCAGGGUAGCUACAGUAUCCACUACUAAGUCUGCUUAUAUGGAACCAGGGAUAUGGUAUAAGCCACCUCCCCAUAAGGGUCUUCGUCCAAAGGAGCGGGAACCACCAUGUGCUAAGACCCAGGCGGCGCUGAAGGGAAAAUACUGCAAGUGCCCAACGUAUCUCAGGCAGUGGAUUCCCUCCAUCGCCUGCCAGUACGAGCUGGCCAGAAAUGCCGCACUGAAAGAGGCAGCUGAGCAAGGGAGCGUCGAGGAAGAGGAGAGACCUUGCUAAACUCGGUACGACUCUCACCCAUCCACCGACCGGUUUUCUCACCUUUGGCCUCUGGAGACGUCCAACUAAUGAACUGAUUUAUGAUUUUCAAACUUUCUUAAUCUGCACUGGAAAAGGCUCCCAUGAUUAAUUAUAUUUAGGGUGGUUAACCCUACGUCAUUUUAGCUUAACAAGGAAAGUUUCUGAUCUAAUGAUGUUCCUCUGAAAUGAUGUUCCUCUGAAAACGCGAUUUCACUUAUUAUCUGAGUAAAUGACCAAAUCAGUGAUGUUAGCUGGUUUCUUAAAUCAUUUAUUUUGUAAAUAUGUAUAAUAUUGAUCUUAAAAAAUGUUUUUUUUUCUUUUCGAUGUGUAAAGUGUAUAUGUGUGUAAUAUUAUAAUAUGUAAAGUUCUGAGCAAGUC
Molecule: messenger RNA, 1305 nt
Organism: Lingula anatina
Lineage: Eukaryota; Metazoa; Brachiopoda; Lingulata; Lingulida; Lingulidae
Source: RefSeq, a predicted model, not a curated record